Messenger RNA from Bufo bufo (common toad), 2678 nucleotides. It is a transcript of the gene PHKG1, whose product is annotated as phosphorylase kinase catalytic subunit gamma 1. Gene Ontology annotation, molecular function: calmodulin binding; ATP binding; phosphorylase kinase activity. Bases 322 to 1488 code for a protein of 388 amino acids. Gene Ontology annotation, biological process: glycogen biosynthetic process; protein phosphorylation. The transcript has 10 exons. Gene Ontology annotation, cellular component: phosphorylase kinase complex. The record is from RefSeq and is a predicted model, not a curated record. Lineage: Eukaryota; Metazoa; Chordata; Amphibia; Anura; Bufonidae.
AGCUAUGACAGAUGCCUAAAAAAGCUGGAGGGUACAGUAUGUAUCUUGGAUUGCCAUUCACCUUAGCCUAGGUCACACAUGUUGCUCUGACUACAUGACAGGCAUAGGCGGUUCAGGAGCAGCACAUGCUGAGGCUUGGGAGUGCUGGGCUUAUUCCAGGAUGAAUAGCAAUGUAUUUUUGGCAAGCCACUUGCUUAGAUCUGCAGUGUACAGAACACAAGCUCUGACAGCGUCUGUGCUGAAGCCUGGCUGCUCGUGUACAUGGGGAGCACCGGAGGGCCCCUCUUCAGUAACGGUUCCUAAGGGAAAUAAUAAAGAACAAUGACUCGUGAAGAGGAAUUACCUGAUUGGCAGAAUUCUCAAGAGUUUUAUGAGAAAUAUGAGACAAAAGAGAUCCUGGGAAGAGGAGUUAGUAGUGUGGUACGUCGAUGUAUCUACAAGCCCACCAGGGAGGACCUUGCUGUCAAAAUUAUUGAUAUCUCUGGUGACCAUAUGACAAAAGAGGAAAUUAAGGAGCUUCGAGAAGCUACCAUUAAAGAGAUUGACAUAUUGCAGAAGGUCUCAGGACAUCCGAAUGUCAUCCAGCUGAAAGACAGUUAUGAGUCCCACACAUUUUUCUUCCUCAUCUUCGACCUGAUGAAAAGAGGGGAACUAUUUGAUUACCUGACAGAACAAGUUACCUUGAGUGAGAAGGAAACAAGGAAGAUAAUGCGAGCCCUUCUUGAAGUUGUGGUAUACCUGCAUUCCCAGAAUAUUGUUCACAGAGACCUAAAACCAGAGAACAUUCUACUGGAUGAUGACAUGAACAUCAAGCUUACAGAUUUUGGGUUCUCUUGUCAGAUUGCUGAAGGAGAGAAACUAAAAGAAAUAUGUGGUACUCCAGGAUACUUGGCCCCUGAAAUCCUCCAGUGCUCAAUGGACGAGUACCAUCCAGGCUAUGGUAAAGAAGUGGACAUGUGGAGCAGUGGUGUGAUCAUGUACACCCUAUUAGCAGGAUCACCCCCAUUUUGGCACAGAAAACAGAUGCUGAUGUUACGUAUGAUUAUGAGUGGAGAAUAUCAGUUUGGUUCCCCAGAGUGGGAUGAUCGAUCCGACACAGUUAAAGAUCUGAUUUCACGACUCCUAGUAGUGAACCCUGAGAGACGUUUUACAGCAGAGGAGGCACUAGCACAUCCAUUUUUCCAACAGUACAUCGUAGAAGAAGUGCGAUAUUUCAGUCCAUACAGGAAGUUUAAGGUGGUCUGUUUAACAGUUCUGGCCUCUGUCCGUAUUUACCACUACUACCGAAAAGUGAAGCCACUGACCAAAGAGAUUGUGAUAAGGGACCCAUAUGCAAUCAAGCCCAUUAGGAAGAUGAUUGAUGCGUGUGCGUUCAAGAUCUAUGGACACUGGGUAAAGAAAGGAGAGCAGCAGAACAGAGCGGCCCUCUUCGAAAACACAGCAAAAGCCAUUCUCCUGUCCCUUGCUGCAGGGUCCAGUAUAUCCUAAGAUCUUCAUGUGGACAAAACACUAUGCUUGCCUACUUAAAGUAACAGCAACUGCAAUACAAAUAUAUAUGCAUGUAUGUAAAUAUAUUUAUUCAAUAGAAAAUGUUUAUUUUAAAGCAAUUUUUCCAUCUGAGAAAGUGAUAGCACAUUGCUAGGAUAUACCAUCACUUCUGAUAUCCGAGACCCCCUUUGUUCCUCAUAAUGAAAGGGUCACUGCACUGGUGUAGAUCUGUGUCCAUGUCUUAAAGGGGUAUUCCAGUAGUUUGAAGUUAUCCCCUAUCCACAGGAUAGGGAAUAACUAUUAGGUCAGUGAGGUUCCUACCGCUGGGACCAUCACUGAUGAGAACAGGGAGCCCAACGAAUGGAGGAGCAGGUGGAGCAUGAGCCCUACUAUUCAUCUCUUUGGAACCUUCUGAAAAUAGCUGUACUUGGCUAGACAGUGGAUAACUUCAAAUUACUAGAAUACCGCUUUAGGUUUUUUUCUGCAUAGUGUUCAUCCUGACCAAGCAUGCAUGGUCCUAUAUACUUGAAUGGGGCUGUUCUGCAGUUGACUGUAUAGCGCUGCUCUGCAGGGAAAAACAGUAGAGGUGCAGCCUUACAGCAGCAUUGUGGCCGCUUCAUCCGCAGGAUCAGUGAGGCUCAUAAAGUGGUGGUAUAUCCUAUGAUGGGAAUAACCUUUUAGGAAAUUAGAAUUUUAACUUCAUACAAAUAUGUUUGCCAUUCGCCAGUUAUUGGGAUGCACCAGCUUUGUGACUCUUCUUUGCCGAAUAAAAAGUACAGUAUGCUGCCUUGGUAAAGGGUAGCAUGGUACAGGUAUGAAGCGUUACUAAUGAAAAAGGAUGCUUAUGAGCUCAGUGUAUUCAUGUAAAGAGCGUGCAGCCAUCUGCCAAGUAUUGAGUAAUAUAUACUACUGUUACUCAGAUAUUAGGAUGGGAGCAGAUCUCUAACAAUGGAUCCUAUAGUAGGGUAUGACUACAUGAGCAGGCUUUUUUUAUGUAAUCUUUGAAGCCGAAACCAGGAAUGGAUUAAUGAAAAGUGGAGCAGUGGUGUAUGUCCUUAUUAUUUACUUUUCUUUUAUGAUCCACAAGAUCUUGGCUUACAAAACUGCAUCGGUAUACUUGAACAUAGGCUGUAACCUUAAGGGUACUGCCCCAUGUUAAUUUUUAUGGGACUGCCGAAAAAAGCUGAACG